AAAGAUUUCAAUAUAUAAGGAGUAGUAACUAAGGCCUUAACUUCAAUAAAUAUUCCCAAAAAGCGAAACCAUGGAUCCUGCUGUUAUUGUCGAUGAAAAUCAGACUAAUAUUACCAAAAAGCGACGUCCAUGGUGGCUAAACAAAUUCGUGAUUUACGACAUUGUCAUGAGCGCACUCUUGAUAGCCUUAAACGUUGCAAUAUAUUUGUAUAUAAGACACUCGAAGAUUCACAUAGCUGUUCCACACAAAUCGCACAUGAUCGAGGUGCUAUUCGGUUACUACUGCGUAACAUUUAUUUGUGGUGUAGCUUUAUGGGUCUACGUCUUCCGACAGAACAUACCCGAAACCUUUGAAGGCGGCAUCAUGGGUGCUAGUCAUGUCAUGGCCAUUGUUUUAUUCAUCGUAUUCAUCUAUUCCAUCUCUCCCAUUUAUUCUCUCUUUUUAGAUUUAUACAAAGUUUGUUUUAACUGGGAAAAGUUUCGGGAAGCGUGUAAGUUAUAUUUAAAAGAAAGAUAAUCACGUGACUCCUCCACGUGAUUCGCUAAUAAAAUGGGUUUAAGCCUCGUAAAGGCCCAGUUGUUUUAAGAAGAAAAAUAUAUCUGUUGUUUUGGAAUAGAAUGGGCUUGGGCCUUCCAGUUCACUGAAAGAAAAAACAAAC
Raphanus sativus (radish) is the source of this 659-nucleotide messenger RNA. RefSeq lists its product as uncharacterized. The transcript has 4 exons. The record is from RefSeq and is a predicted model, not a curated record. Bases 71 to 517 code for a protein of 148 amino acids. NCBI's taxonomy places the organism in Eukaryota, Viridiplantae, Streptophyta, Magnoliopsida, Brassicales, Brassicaceae.